CGCCAGCUCACAAGCUGUGGCGGCUGCAGCAUGGCAGGCAGUCAGAUGGAUAGCAGCUUUCUGCCACGUGGCAGUGUGUGACUCUGAGGGUGGUGUGACUAUAGUGAAGGCGAAGGAGGCAGGAAGCAGAGGGCGUGUGAAGGCAGGCAAGAGCGCGCUGGCAUGGUGAGGGGAGGAGGGCAGUGGUAAAAAGGAGGGAGUGUGCUGGUGGCCUUGACUUUCCACCUGCGUGCUGGUGCUCUUGACGUUCCACCUGUGUGCUGGUGCUCUUGACGUUCCACCUGUGUGGUGGUGCUCUUGACGUUCCACCUGCGUGCUGGUGCUCUUGACGUUCCACCUGUGUGCUGGUGCUCUUGACGUUCCACCUGUGUGCUGGUGCUCUUGACGUUCCACCUGUGUGCUGGUGCUCUUGACGUUCCACCUGUGUGCUGGUGCUCUUGACGUUCCACCUGUGUGCUGGUGCUCUUGACGUUCCACCUGUGUGCUGGUGCUCUUGACGUUUCCACCUGCGUGCUGGUGCUCUUGACGUUCCACCUGUGUGCUGGUGCUCUUGACGUUCCACCUGUGUGCUGGUGCUCUUGACGUUCCACCUGUGUGCUGGUGCUCUUGACGUUCCACCUGGGUGCUGGUGCUCUUGACUUUCCACCGGCAGAGGGAGCGCGCCGCUGCAGUGCUGUGUGGGGCCAACACUCCCAGGGACGAGGAGUGAGGCACGCAGUGAGGUGGGGGAGGGUGGUGACAUCAUGCCUCUGCUGCACGCCCAUCUGUGGCAUGCCAUGCCACAUGCUCCAUACUCUGCUGACGUCACAGCAUGGCAGGGUGCUGACGUCAUCCUGUUCUCUGCCCUGGCAGCCCUCCUGGCCCUCCUGCUCCCCCCAUCUGCCGUACCGCACCGCCCCACCUCGCCACCCUCUGCCCUCUCCGUGCUGCCAUCUCUCCCACCCACGUCACCGGGCCUCCCAUCAGCCCCUCACCCCGCGCUCCCCCACGCCCUCCUCCCCUCGCUCGCUCGCCUUCUCCAUCCCGCAUCCCCUGCCGGGCUCCGCUGCCUCGCGGCCCGCUGCCUCUCCCUCUGCCGCUCCGUGCCCCUAGCACUCCCGCACUCCCCUGCCGUGCCUGCUGCGUCUGCGCGGCCCUGCGGUGGCUUUACCUCCACAAUCGGUGUGCCCUCUCCUGUUGCUCGCCACAUCCGCUCUGCUCUCUGCUCCUCCGCCUCCCCUUCGCCAUCCUCCUCCCCUGCCAGCACGCACACGCCCUUCACCCCUCGCCUGUCCUGCCCAGCAGGCGCCAGGGCGCACGCGGCCUUCAUCCUCUCCCACCGCUCCUCCUCCCCGCCCUCCUCUGCCCUCUCCCCUCCGCAUGUCCUGGCCCACGGGGCAAUCAUCGCUGCGCGCUGCCCCGCCCUCCUCGCGCCCCUCAAGGUCCCCUCCGCGUCUGCCCGCCCCGCUCCCCCUCGCCCCCUUCCCAGCAGCCCCGCUCCUCCCGUUCCAGGCAAGGUCGAGGGGGCAAGUGGGCACGGACUGGCAGGGGAAGGAGGAGAAGGGCUGGAGAGAGAGGGGGGGAUUGUGAGGGAGGUCCGACUGGGGAAGGGUGUGACUGCUGAGGCGUUCAGUCAGUUGCUGGAGUAUAUUUACACAGGACAGGUGUCACUCUCUCAUUCACCAUCACAGGAUCUGCUGCAGUUGGCUAUGAAGUGCCGAUUGGAUGGGCUCGUUGCGCUGCUUCGCUGUGAUUGGCCAAUUUGGGCCAAGGAUGACGUUAGUGGGUGUGAUCUGACGUCAGCACUUGGUCCCGCUGGAGUGCCUUGGAGCGACGGUGUCGUCUGCGUGCCGUGCCACCGCCAUGCCCCCCGCUGCCACUCUGGUGAGCACCCAGCCAGCCGUGGCAGCAGAGGGGAAGGAGGCCAUGGGGCAUGCGGUGGGCCAGGCACAGGAGACGAGGCAGAGGGGCGGCACGGCGGCAUGUGGCGGUGUGUGCGAGUGGCGGCGCACCGCUGUGUGCUGGCUGCCAGGAGCCAGUACCUGGAGGCCAUGUUCCGCAGCGGCAUGCGCGAGAGCUCGCAGCAGGAGCUGCACCUGCCGCCCCUGCCCCUGCCGGCUCUCAUCGCCCUCCUCCGCUUCCUCUACUCCGCCCACAUCUCCUUCCGCCCCCUCCCCCUCCCCCUCCCCCUCCCCCUCCCCCUCUUCCCCGCUGCCGCGCCAACGCCCUGCAACCCCAUGCAGCCAAGCACACCUGGUGCUGCGAGCAGCUUGGCCGCUCGUUGCAGCACGCCCAUCCCCCUCUCCUCCCUGCGCUUGCCCCCUCUCCCCCUCACCUCUCGCCUCAUCUCAGCCGUCCAUCUCGCCUCGCUCGCUGACCAGUGGAUGCUGCCUGCUCUGCACACUGCCACCCUGUGCUACGUGGCAACACGGCUUCGCGCUACGUGUCACGACACAGCCAUCAGCGGUCAGUGGGUCAGCAGCAGCAUGCAGUACAGUGGUGGCAGCAGCAAUGGCAGCAGCGGCCGCACCUCUGCAUGGAGCCAGGCGCCCUGGGAAGCUAUGGAGGCCGUGGUGCGGGCCGCAUGGGCGGUGGGGCAGUGGGAGGUGGUGGGAGAGGCGGUGCGGUGCAUGGCCCGCUGGUACCCCGCCAUGCGCGACAGCGGCGGGCUGGACGUGCUGCCGGAUGAGGUGCAGGUGGCGCUGAGGGAGGCGUACGUGCAGAUGAAAGUGAAUCCAUAGAGGUGGAGAUGCCUAGGAGCAGAUUGGCAACACAGGAGGGAGGAUCUCACGGUAGAUUCACCAGGAGUCAAGGACAAGGUAUUCCUUUUGUCAAGUGCAUGGGCAGGAAGAGUUAGAUUGGCCUGGAGUUUGGGCUUCCUGCCCUGGCAGGAAGGGCUGGCGAUGAAGGUGCCACGGCACAGCAUGCUGCAGACUGAUCAUCGACAAUCCCAACGUUACCAGCUUCUAAGACAACCCAAGCAGAGUGUCCUUGUACAGAUGGGAGGGGUGACUGUUGUUCAUUUGCAUGCCAGGCAGAACAGCACAGGCUCCGUUAUUUUCAGGGCAGUACAUCAAUGCCUGGCUCGAUUGCGUAAAGCGUGUGGAUGAUGCCGGAUAGCCGGUCUCGCAGUGCAGCAAUUCCACAGCCAGUGGAACAAAAACGUUAUGUACAGCAGGAGGUGCUGUGUCCUGGUGAGCCGCUUGCUCGUCGGGCUUAGGAGCUGACGGUACAGUGUCACGCAUGGUCCUGAGCAGAGUCAUCACUCUCCGUCCUCGCCGUUCAAGCGCUGCUCGCAGGAGGCCCACCGCGUGAGGCGCUCAGCGCCCAGCCCUUGGCUUCUGGCGCUGCGACCAGCAUGGCUGCUGCGUGGCGCUCUGUGGCCGCCGAUCUCCGGCGCUGACUGCGCGCAAGGGAUCUCGCCAGCCCCCGCCGCCACUGCCUCGCGACUGUGACUGUAGCGAGACGCCAUUCUGCUCCCUCUGCGCGACACCCAAUCAUCCCGCAAUUCGUCGCCUUCGCUCUCUCCCUCCCUCAGGAACGACUGUAACCUGGUAACGAACUGUUCGCAGCGGAUCGCAUUGAGUUCGCGCUGAGCGUCCAGCAGCGAGAGGCGGCCUUCCAGCGCGAGUAGAUCGAUAUCCGCGCUGCGCAGAACAGCCCGCGAUUGCCGGGGUGAGACGUACAGGUGUGGUCGGAUGAGCUUACACGACGCCAUUUCGAGUGUAAUUGUUGGACCAGAUUGUGAGUGCACUCCGGAGUCCUGUCUGCACACUAGUAGGGCGGGAAGAAUCUUUAGCGACGCUUGGGGGCUUAGGGAACAACAGUAGACAGUAGGGUGAAGAUCGGCGCCUUUUCUCAAAGGAAAACUGUAUAAUCAUUGACUA
Closterium sp. NIES-67 is the source of this 3866-nucleotide messenger RNA. NCBI's taxonomy places the organism in Eukaryota, Viridiplantae, Streptophyta, Zygnematophyceae, Desmidiales, Closteriaceae. The record is from the annotation of a GenBank genome assembly.